Molecule: messenger RNA, 339 nt
Organism: Penicillium crustosum
Lineage: Eukaryota; Fungi; Ascomycota; Eurotiomycetes; Eurotiales; Aspergillaceae
Product: gamma-glutamylcyclotransferase family protein
Exons: 1
Coding region: 1-339 (112 amino acids)
Source: RefSeq, a predicted model, not a curated record
AUGCGUCGUGCUAGGGUGAUAGGGUUUGAAAUCAAGCUUUGGGGCCCCUACCCUGCCCUUCUUAAUGGAGAGUCACUCCGUUCAGUCGACGGCAUGGCAUAUGAAAUCUUGUCGCAGACAGAACUUGAUCGACUCGAAGCCUAUGAGACGGACAAAUACCAGCUAAUACCUUGCUUUAGUGACCUUUUGAAUGAUGACGAUAGCGUCGAAAAGACUAUUGAAGGGGUUGCUUUCAUGCGGGACGGGAAACAGGAUGAACUACGAGAAGGCACAUUCGACUUGAAGCAAUGGAAAAAAGAGAAGCAGUUGGGAGAUUUAGAUUCGCUGCAGCAGCACUAG